GAAAAAUAGAUCUCAUUUAAAUGAAGUUUCAGAAUACUGAAAAACAGUGAUUUCGAUUUUCAUGUGUUCAGUUUAUUUGUGGAAUACUGCCUUACUUCCCCGGCUUUGCUUACUCACCUAUCUGCAGCUAACAUUGAUUUACUGGUGGAGAAUAAAAUGUUUGAGAAAGCCAUAGCUGUUCUAACGACGAAUCUAGACCUACCGAAUAAUCUGAGUGGUAACAGAAGUUUAUUUCUGCUUGCCAAUCUAAUCCAUUUGAGCUAUCUUGACCAGCAUAGCUUAGUGGAAUAUUUGAUUGAUUGGACAGAUGUGAUGAACAAAUUAUUGACAAGAUGUGAUCGGCUCGUUGCAAAGAAGAAAAGCAGUCGUAGCCAUUGGCAUCCUAUCUUUGGAUGGUAUUCGGAGCCCUUAGAUCGCAGCACGGAAGGUUCUUUGCCUCUUGUUGUACGUCAGUUGCACUAUCUGUGGUCAAAACCAAUAGUGACGUGUUUGUUUGGUCAGCUAUUACACUGUGAUCCGGAAAAACAGGCAUAUCGUACAUCUCAAUCAGCAGUUGCUGUGCAAAAUGAUCUUGCGACUUCAAUUCAAAAGCUCUGGAAAAAAUUGAAUAUAAUUCGUGCAGAAGCCCAAACAAAUGAGAUUGCUCAACAGCUGCCGGCGUUAUCAAUGACUGCGGUUGUAUGCCAGCUUUAUCAAAAUGCUUUACUUACGUUAAACUCAUUGCAUACCGAUAUAUUGUCGGGUUUGUGCCGCGAAGACUUUCUUCUUCCACUUUUAUGGGAACAUAUUGUUAGCUUAUCGCCAGCUGACAAUGGAAUAUCUCAUAUAAUUGCACUGGUUGCUUCUCAUCCACCAAAAAUUACGCAUUUUGCCCCAAUCGUCCUGUUCGCUAAUUGUGCUGCUUCGGUCGUUUCGAUCCUUGACGAAGAAGAAAUGUAUGAGCAGGGUAGUCCGUUCACUCUUGAUCAGUUGUGUGCUAUUGCCAAAUUUUGCAAUUUGUUUUGUUUUCGUGUAAUUUGGAACUCUUAUAUUGACCUGCAGCAGAUUUCAUCUUGCCCAUUAUUUUCAUCCAUUUAUCAGCUCUGUAUGCUAUUAUAUAAUCGUGAUUGUCGAAGAGCUUUCUCAAAAGAUCAUAAAUUCUGGAUUGCGCCUGAUGUCAAAAGUUCAGUCAUAAUAAAUGAAUUCGAAAAGAAAACUGAGCGUGCUCUUUUUCUGAUGUCUCACAUGAGCCAUUUAGUAGCCUUAUAUGAUCGAAUAGUUUUGUUCAGGAAAUAUGUUGCAUCAGAAAAAGAAAGUAUGGAAGGCGCUCCAAGUACGAUGAUAACAGUGGAAAGAAAUAGACUACUUGAUGAUGGUUAUCGUCAGCUGUCAUUGCUGUCGCCCACUGCACUUAAAUCAACCAUUCGUGUAAAGUUCAUUAACCAGCAGGGAUUAGAUGAAGCAGGUAUUGAUCAGGACGGUGUAUUCAAAGAAUUUUUGGAAUUAACGUUGAAGCAUGUUUUCAAUCCCGAUCUCAAUCUUUUUAAGUGUUCACCAAAUCGGCAACUUUUUCCUUCACCCACAUCAGAUCUGCAUGAGAAUCAUCUGGCUCUUUUUCAGUUUGUUGGUCGUAUGCUAGCUAAAGCUGUUUAUGAGGGUAUCGUCACUGAAGUACAUCUUGCACCCGUAUUGUUAGCAACUGUAGUGGGUCGUAAAUUGUGUGCAUUUGAUGAGUUAUCACAGCUGGACCCGGAUCUUUACAAAAGUCUUACUUAUGUGAAACAUUAUUCGGAUUCGGAUGUUGCUGAUUUAUCAUUAACUUUUUCGAUUGAUGAAGAUAUACUGGGAUGUGUACGUACCAUUGAUUUGGUCCCAGGAGGUCAUGCAAUGCAUGUUACAAAUGAGAAUAAGAUAGCCUAUGUUCACAAAAUGGCACAGUAUCGCGUUUUUAAUCAAACAAAAGAGCAAUGUCGCGCUUUUGUGUCAGGAUUUCUCUCUGUGCUGAACGGCAAUUGGCUUUCUUUGUUUGCUCCGCACGAACUUCAGUAUUUGAUUUCGGGGCAGUCGACUGAUAUCGACUUGCACGAUCUUCGUAAGCAUGUGCAAUAUUACGGAGGUUUUCACAAUAAUCAUCGAGUCAUCAAAUGGCUUUGGCAAAUACUGGAAAAUGAUUUCACUGCUGAAGAGCGUCGUUUGUUUUUAAAAUUCGUAACGAGCUGUUCUCGUGCACCGCUUUUGGGAUUUGCGUAUCUUGAGCCUCCUUUUUCGAUUCGUUGUGUUGAAGUUUCUGAUGACCAGGACCAAGGCGACACUUUAGCUAGUGUUGUACGUGGCUUUUUGGCUAUUAAGCGACGUCAAUCACCUUCGCGGCUUCCCACUGCUUCCACUUGUUUUAACCUUUUGAAAUUGCCAAAUUAUGGCAAAAAGUCAGUUCUGUUGCAGAAAUUGAGAUAUGCUGUGCACUCAGAAACUGGCUUUGAACUUAGUUAAAACUGACUUUGGACUUAGUUAAUUCGGAUAACUUUAUUUUGGCUUUCUAAUUUUCAUUGUUUCUGAUAAUUGUUCUAGUUUUCAUUAGUUCUUUUUUUUACUGCUUGAUUCUUUGCGGAUUCAUCUUCAGUAAUAAUUUGGAGUAAUAUACGUCAGCGCGGCAUUACUUAUUUUUUACUGGGAUGUGAAUCGAUAUAAGGUAACGAUCACUGCCUUGUUACUUCCUCC
This is a messenger RNA of Loa loa (African eye worm), 2697 nucleotides long. RefSeq names its product ubiquitin-protein ligase UBE3B. Bases 157 to 2469 code for a protein of 770 amino acids. Gene Ontology annotation, molecular function: ubiquitin protein ligase activity. The transcript has 17 exons. Lineage: Eukaryota; Metazoa; Nematoda; Chromadorea; Rhabditida; Onchocercidae. The record is from RefSeq and is a predicted model, not a curated record. Gene Ontology annotation, biological process: ubiquitin-dependent protein catabolic process; protein polyubiquitination.